Molecule: messenger RNA, 1233 nt
Organism: Soboliphyme baturini
Lineage: Eukaryota; Metazoa; Nematoda; Enoplea; Dioctophymatida; Soboliphymatidae
Source: the annotation of a GenBank genome assembly
AUGGAAGAGACUCAGAGAGCAGACGCUGCUGAGUCUGCACUGCAGAAGCUGCAAGAAAAAGUACUGGUGGUGGAGCAGGAACGCGACAGGCUUGUGAACGAACGGAAUUCUCUUCGUGAGAUUAAAGCAGAGCUUCAAGCCAAUGCUGCGGCUAGAGCAGAAUUCGAAGAAGACAAGUCCAAGAUUGAAGCAAUGCCCCUUGCAGAUGUAGGAACAUCUCUAGGAACAAUAGAGAAUAUCGUUUCGAAACAGCACCUGCAAGACAGUACUUUGCUAAAGUCCAUCAGCGAUGAGGGGUCCUCGAAAGAGUUGGUGUUUCUACGCAAUCAGAUUAAUGAGUACCGCAAGGUGAAGGAAGACCUUGAAAUCGAGUUGAGGUUAUCCCACCGGCGAGUACUAACAUUGGAGAAUAAAUUGAAAGAGUGCAGGGAGCACCAGUUGGCCGUUUGUUCGAGGCAACCCAGUUACGAAGGUAUGCAAGAGAUGCAGAAUAAAGCUGACCGCUUCAAUCAGGAGCUGGAUUGCACAAACUCUCAACUCGAGGUAGCGCUGAAUGAAAUCUCAGUGAAAAAUAACAUGAUCAAAGCCUUAGAAGAAAAUGUGAUUCUCAAAGAAGAAGAACUGACCGAAAAAACGGCCAACUUCAACGCUUACCUUGAAAAGGCCAGACAAGUGAUUUUGGCUUUGAAAAAAAUUAAAGAAAGCCCCCAAGACAUCAGUGAACCGAAUACGGCGAAAGAGACCAUGAAGAAACAGCUGCACGAAAAAGAGCAGGCACUAAAAGACAUGGAGGAGAAUUUCAAGCGCAUGCAGAUAAUGAAAGACCAAGAAACUCAGCUCGUUGCUUCUGCCUUUCAUGAGAUGGCAUUGGAAAUGCAUCGAACAGCUUGUCGUGAACGCUUGAGAGGUUUGUCCGUUGACGGCACGCCGUCAUGUUUCUUCAGUCGCCAGAGAGAACUACGAUCUUCGUUGACCCUGCCUGAUACUCAGAACUGGCUACCCCACAUGAAUUCUGAUUCACCAAUGCCGUCGUCCAGCCUGAUGGGAAAAAUAUACAGAGGGGUGGUAAGACGGAACUUUGUUUUCUUCGCCAUCUGUGUAGCAGGUGCGUUCGGCAUUGAAAUCGUGAUCGACAGAGGAGGCGACAAAAUUUACGACUACUGCAACAGAGGGAAGCAGUGGAAAGACGUGAGAGCGGCGCUUGAAAUCGCCCAAGCAACCACUAAUGCCUGA